AUGAGGAGUAGGUGGGCACACCUAAACCAUACCCCAUCUCAUGCAAUCUACCCAAAUCUCAAGAACAAGGAUGAUGGAGAUGCAUAUGGAUUAGCUUUGUUUGCAUUUAGAAAUAAUUGUGAAUUGGAAAUAUUUACAAAGGCAAAGCCACUUACAGAAGAAAACACAUUUAUGGAUAAGGUUAGAGAGAAAAUGAAAGGAAAGAAGUGUGAGGAAGAGGUUCUUAAUUCUAGUGAAUCAAGUGAUGAAUCUGUGAAGGGUAUACAUUUUGAUGAUGGCGAGGAGGAAAGGAUGGAUGUGUUUGAUGUAGGUAUGGAUGAAGGCCAACCUAGAGCUACACAUGUUGUUAAUCAAGUGUGUUGA
Vicia faba (fava bean) is the source of this 363-nucleotide messenger RNA. The record is from the annotation of a GenBank genome assembly. NCBI's taxonomy places the organism in Eukaryota, Viridiplantae, Streptophyta, Magnoliopsida, Fabales, Fabaceae.